AUGGUGGCACCCAUGCCAGCCAAUCCUGGCUCUGCGCAGGCUGCGGCGGAGCCGGGGAGGCGCGGCGCGCACGGCGGCGGCGGCGACCGGCGCAGCGGCUCGGGCGCGGGGAGCCCGCUCAGCCCUCGCCCCGCCGAGCCGGCCUGGGGGGCCCGCAGGGCCGAGGGCCGCGGCCCCGAGGCGCUGCUGCGCCGCUCGGGCUCGGGCUAUGAGGGCAGCACCAGCUGGAAGGCGGCCUUGGAGGACACCACCACGCGGCUCCUGCUGGGGGCCAUCGCGGUCCUUCUGUUCGCCAUCCUGGUGGUGAUGAGCAUCCUGGCUUCCAAGGGCUGUAUCAAGUGCGAGGCACCCUGCCCCGAGGACUGGCUGCUCUAUGGAAGAAAGUGCUACUUCUUCUCGGAGGAGCCGAGGGACUGGAACACGGGCAGACAGUACUGCCACACCCACGAGGCCGCGCUGGCCGUCAUUCAGAGCCAGAAGGAGCUGGAAUUUAUGUUCAAGUUCACGCGGAGGGAGCCCUGGAUUGGCCUGCGCAGAGUUGGCGAUGAAUUCCACUGGGUCAACGGGGACCCCUUUGACCCCGACACGUUUACCAUCUCUGGCCCAGGGGAGUGUGUCUUCGUGGAGCCCACCAGGCUGGUGUCCACCGAGUGUCUGAUGACCCGGCCCUGGGUGUGCAGCAAGAUGGCCUAUACUUGAGGACGGUCAGGACAGAGGUGGCCCCUCUACCCAGGGCCAGGGGAGGCGACGGCUCCAAGACCUGCCUCGAGUUGGGAGCCACCUGCCUCCUCCCAGCGGCCACAGUGGAGAGGGUAGUCUCUGCCUUCCACCCCUCAGGCUCCACCCUCUCAGGCCCCUGGAUCUGGUUUCCGUUGUCCCCAGGCAGGUCCUGUGGCUCAGCAGUUAAACCCGGUAUGCUAAGUAGAGUAGCCACCUCUCCACCUUACACACGCACACAUGCACAUGCACACGCGCACAACACAGCUCCUUCUCAGUGGCCUGUCCUUAGUCCUGUCACAAGCCCUUCACUGGCCUCAUCUGGAACAUUCCCUCCUUGCUGCAUCCCUGGUGCUCUGGGGAAGGCUGGGGGCUGGCACAGACGGUGGCCCCUCCCUGGUGGCUUCUCUCCAGGUAGCUGGGGGAGGAGGCAGGUGAGUCCUUCCUGUCACCUUGGCCAGCCCAGGGCCCUGAGGCUCCUGCACCUGCCCUCUUUG
This is a messenger RNA of Marmota flaviventris (yellow-bellied marmot), 1214 nucleotides long. The record is from RefSeq and is a predicted model, not a curated record. Lineage: Eukaryota; Metazoa; Chordata; Mammalia; Rodentia; Sciuridae.